Molecule: messenger RNA, 1833 nt
Organism: Cynocephalus volans (Philippine flying lemur)
Lineage: Eukaryota; Metazoa; Chordata; Mammalia; Dermoptera; Cynocephalidae
Gene: DLL3
Product: delta like canonical Notch ligand 3
Exons: 8
Coding region: 1-1833 (610 amino acids)
Biological process (GO): multicellular organism development; Notch signaling pathway
Cellular component (GO): membrane
Molecular function (GO): calcium ion binding
Source: RefSeq, a predicted model, not a curated record
AUGGUCUCCCCGCGGAUGGCCCGGCUCCUGUCGCGGACGGUGAUGCUGGCGCUCUUUUUCCUCCCCCAGGCACGCCCGGCCGGCGUCUUCGAGCUACAGAUCCACUCUUUCGGGCCGGGACCAGGCCCGGGGGCCCCGCGGUCCCCAUGCAGCACUCGGGGUCCCUGCCGCCUCUUCUUCAGGGUCUGCCUGAAGCCAGGGGUCUUUGAGGAAGCCGCCGUAUCCCCGUGCGUCUUGGGCGCGGCGCUAAGUGCACGCGGACCGGUCUCCUCUGAGCAGCCCGGGGCGCCCGCGCCCGACCUGCCGCUGCCGGACGGCCCCAUGCGCGUGCCCUUCCGGGACGCCUGGCCGGGCACCUUCUCUCUCAUCAUUGAGACCUGGAGAGAGGAGUUAGGAGAGCAGAUUGGGGGGCCCGCCUGGAGUCUGCUGGCGCGCGUGGCCGGCCGGCGGCGCCUAGCGGCCGGGGGCCCGUGGGCCCGGGACGUGCAGCGCGCAGGCGCCUGGGAGCUGCGCUUCUCGUACCGCGCGCGCUGCGAGCCGCCCACCGUCGGGGCCGCGUGCACGCGCCUCUGCCGCUCGCGCAGCGCCCCCUCGCGGUGCGAUCCGGAACUGCGCCCCUGCGCGCCGGUCGAGGACGAGUGCGAAGCUCCGCUGGCAUGUCGAGCAGGCUGCAGCCCAGAGCAUGGCUUCUGUGAGCAGCCUGAUGAAUGUCGAUGCCUGGAGGGUUGGACUGGGCCCCUCUGCACAGUCCCCGUCUCUACCAGCAGCUGCCUCAGCCCCAGGGGCCCACUCUCUGCCACCGCUGGAUGCCUUGUGCCUGGGCCUGGGCCCUGUGACGUGAACCCCUGUGCCAAUGGGGGCAGCUGUAGUGAGACACCCGGGUCCUUCGAAUGCACCUGCCCCCGGGGGUUCUAUGGGUUGCGGUGUGAAGUGAGCGGAGUGACAUGUGCGGAUGGACCCUGCUUCAAUGGCGGCUUGUGUGUUGGGGGUGCAGACCCUGACUCUGCCUACGUCUGCCACUGCCCACCUGGUUUCCAAGGCUCCAACUGUGAGAAGAGAGUGGAUCGUUGCAGUCAGCAGCCAUGCCAGAAUGGUGGGCUCUGCCUGGACCUGGGCCAUGCCCUGCGCUGCCGCUGCCACGCAGGCUUCGCGGGUCCACGCUGCGAGCACAACCUGGACGACUGCGCCGGCCGCGCCUGCGCCAACGGCGGCACGUGUGUGGAGGGCGGCGGCGCGCGCCGCUGCUCCUGCGCGCUGGGCUUCGGCGGCCGCGACUGUCGCGAGCGCGCGGACCCGUGCGCCGCGCGCCCGUGCGCUCACGGCGGCCGCUGCUACGCCCACUUCUCCGGCCUCGUCUGCGCCUGCGCGCCCGGCUACAUGGGCGCGCGGUGCGAGUUCCCCGUGCACCCGGACGGCGCGGACGGCGGCGCAGGCGCGUUCCCCGCGGCCCCGCCCGGCCCGAGGCAGGAGGGCCCGCAGGGCUUUCUUUUGCCGCCGGCUUUGGGACUGCUGGUGGCCGCGGGUUUGGCCGGCGCUGCGCUCCUGCUCGUCCGCCUGCGUCGCUGUGGCCCUGGCCGGGAUACUGGAUCGCGCUUGCUGGCGGGGACCCCAGAGCCAUCGGUCCGCGCGCUCCCUGAUGCACUCAACAACCUGAGGACGCAGGAGGACUCGGGGGAUGGCCGGAGCUCGUCCGUAGAUUGGAAUCGCCCUGAAGAUGGAGACUCUCGAACGAUAUACGUCGUAUCUGCUCCUUCGAUGUAUGCUCGGGAGGUAGCUACUCCCUCUGCCCACGCUGGGCACGCUGGGUGGAGGCAGCCCUUGGUUUUUCUCUAG